AUGUCACAAGUCACUCCCCACGUCAAGGCUGUGAGGAGUCUCUACAGGAAGUCGCUCAAGUUGGCGUUGGAUUGGGCGGUCCAGCGGAACCUGUGGCGAGGGCAGGCGGUCUACAUUCGUUCCUUAUUCGAUGCCAACAGAAACAUCAAUGAUCCUAGACAGAGAAGAAUACUCUUCGUUGAGACAGAAAAGCUGUUAGAGAAAUGGAAGCAUCCCGACCCAUACAGACCCCCAAGCGCACCAGGAGGCUCGAAAUACGAGCGCAAUCUUCCACCGCCAGAUCUGCCGCCACCGGAUAGAGAAAUCACCAAGGAAUUAUGA
This is a messenger RNA of Cyphellophora attinorum, 321 nucleotides long. Its product is annotated as NADH dehydrogenase [ubiquinone] 1 beta subcomplex subunit 9. Gene Ontology annotation, biological process: mitochondrial electron transport, NADH to ubiquinone. The transcript is spliced from 4 exons. Bases 1 to 321 code for a protein of 106 amino acids. The record is from RefSeq and is a predicted model, not a curated record. NCBI's taxonomy places the organism in Eukaryota, Fungi, Ascomycota, Eurotiomycetes, Chaetothyriales, Cyphellophoraceae.